This is a messenger RNA of Chironomus riparius, 1161 nucleotides long. The record is from the annotation of a GenBank genome assembly. Lineage: Eukaryota; Metazoa; Arthropoda; Insecta; Diptera; Chironomidae.
AUUUAUAAUUAUUUAAAAACUUAAAUUUAAUCAAAAUGGAAACAAAAUUUGGACCAAACCCUACCGAAACUUUGUGUCCUAACUGCGGAGUCACAAUGACAACAAAAGUAUCUUGGAAAAUUCCUACAUCAACGCAUAUUUAUAGCUGCAUCAUUUUGAUUAUUUGCUUUCCAUUAUUUUGGAUUUUCUAUUGCUGUGAUGAUGAUGACAUACAACAUAAAUGCUCGGCAUGCAAUGAAGUUCUUGGAAUCUACUCUAAACCAAUUGUGAAAUAAGUUUUCAGUCUCAGUUGUGCUCUCUUCAUUCUCAGUUGGAAGCUUGUUCAGCAGAUAUUAUUUUUAUUUUUUACCGACACUUCUGGAAUUGCUGGCAAUUUAAUUGCUGUAGGUCAAAGUGAACUUUAAAGUGAAAAAUUCAGUCAAAAAUGGAUAAAAGAAUGUUAAAAAAUUUAGGACCAGAACCGGAGUUGGUUUUAUGUCCUUACUGUGAACAAAAGAUAAUCACCAAAACAUCAAUAAAAUUACUGAAUUCAACAAAAUUAUUUGUGUGCUUAAUGUGCCUUGUUAUCACUCUUGCUCCAUUAGCUUUGGUUGUUUAUAAAGAAAGUGACAGAAUUGUGAAACAUAAAUGCACAUCAUGUAAGAAAACUAUUGGAACUUACCUUUUAACCUAGAAGAUUUUGGAUGUUCGGAUCUUGAUGUUAAGUCUCGAAAGCUAUUAGGGGCCGUUCAUAAAUUACGUUCAACAUAAGAGGGGGAAUCUGGAGUUUUGUGAAGGUUCAAACAAAAAAAAAAUAUUUUUUUAUACAAAAUUCAUGGCAAAUAUCGGGUGGAGAUGUUGAAAAUUCUUGGUUUUUUUGAAGGACGUCAUUCAUUAUCAACCCCAAAGCUAAUCAAUUUUGUUAAGUUUUAAUUAAUUAUUUAAGAAAAAAAAAGUUAUUUAUUGAAUAAAAUCUCUUAAAUUGUAAAAAGUGUGAUGUGACUUGGAUUAUUGCACUCCGCCCAUGCUAUGAUAUAUGAUAUAUGAUGAAAGAUGCUCAAUUUGUGCAACAGGUGUAAUUUUAUGUGACUCUCACGACCUUGUAAACAUCAAUUUCUCUCUCUCUCUCUUCAAAUUAAUACAAUUACAAAAUUUUAUUUAAGUGAAGUUUUGAGAUAAAAU